Xenopus tropicalis (tropical clawed frog) is the source of this 561-nucleotide messenger RNA. It is a transcript of the gene or5do8e, whose product is annotated as olfactory receptor family 5 subfamily DO member 8E. The transcript has a single exon. Gene Ontology annotation, molecular function: G protein-coupled receptor activity; olfactory receptor activity. Bases 1 to 561 code for a protein of 186 amino acids. NCBI's taxonomy places the organism in Eukaryota, Metazoa, Chordata, Amphibia, Anura, Pipidae. Gene Ontology annotation, cellular component: plasma membrane; membrane. Gene Ontology annotation, biological process: signal transduction; detection of chemical stimulus involved in sensory perception of smell; G protein-coupled receptor signaling pathway. The record is from RefSeq and is a predicted model, not a curated record.
AUGGCUAUCUGUAAGCCUCUAAAUUACAAUUCACUUAUGAACAAGAGAUUUUGCAUUUCUGUGGCUGCUGCCUGCUGGGCUGUGGGCUGUAUCAACUCCAGCAUCCAUGUACCGUACACCUUACAGCUGCCCUUUUGCAGGUCCCACAAUAUCAACCAUUUUCUCUGUGAGAUACCUAUUUUUUUCCAUCUGUCUUGCCAAGAUACUUGGUCCCAUGAGCUAUCAAUGUAUAUCACAGCUUGUACACUUGGCCUUAUUGCGUUCAUUUUAAUUCUUUUUUCAUAUAUCUAUAUAAUCUCCACUAUCUUAAAUAUCCGUUCCACUGAGGGAAGACAUAAAGCUUUCUCUACAUGUGCCUCCCAUCUCACAGUGGUCUCUCUGUACUAUGGGCCUCUGAUGUUCAUGUAUUUUCGCCCUCACUCCAGAAACUCUCCCAGCACAGAGAGAACUGUGUCUGUUAUUUACACUGUUGUGACUCCAAUGCUGAACCCCAUCAUCUAUAGCAUAAGGAAUAAGGAUAUCAAGGUUACCAUACAAAGAACACUGAAUAUGCAGGUAUAA